This is a messenger RNA of Penicillium pulvis, 2778 nucleotides long. Its product is annotated as Rho family guanine nucleotide exchange factor CDC24. Gene Ontology annotation, biological process: establishment of cell polarity; septin ring organization. Gene Ontology annotation, molecular function: protein binding; guanyl-nucleotide exchange factor activity. Lineage: Eukaryota; Fungi; Ascomycota; Eurotiomycetes; Eurotiales; Aspergillaceae. Gene Ontology annotation, cellular component: division septum; cytoplasm; nucleus. The transcript has 4 exons. The record is from RefSeq and is a predicted model, not a curated record. The coding region runs from base 1 to 2778 and encodes 925 amino acids.
AUGAUCGAAACCGCCACUAUGAGCGGAAUUCCGGUCGCCGAGGACAACAUCAUCAACCGGCGUGGUGGUGAAUCAAUUUACCAGAGCUGCGUCAACCUCAAAAAGCGGCUCUGGGAAGUGCCAUCCUUUGAACCUUACCUGGAAAAGAUGGAUGAAGAAGACCGUGAGCGCGGAAACACCGACCCCGUGGCCUCAUUGUGGAGCUUUCUUCGAGACGGUUAUCCCCUUUUGAGUCUCUACAAUGCAUCCGCUCCAGAGGAGCCGUUAGUUGUUGAUCCGGCCAAGGUGCCGGAGGCAAAGCGGCCUAAAGCUGCUACUUUCAAGUUCCUGCAGGCAUGCCUGCAAGAACUGGCAUUCCCUCAGCAGGACUGCUUCCUAAUCACCGAUCUUUACGGCGAAAGCACGACAGGAUUUAUUAAAGUGAUCAAGAUGGUCAAUCGCGUGGUGGAUAUCCUCGAAAUUCAGGGUCAAUUGAAAAGCCCCUCCGAAGUGACUGAUGCACCGAACGCAAAAGCAAACGUAAAACUCACUAAGCGAGAGCAUAUUCUUAAGGAGCUUCUGGAAACUGAGCGCGACUAUGUUCACCAUUUACAGAACCUCCAGGCGCUCAAGAAGGAAUUGGAGGAGACUGGUGCUCUGACAGGUGACGCAAGUCACCAGAUUUUCCUGAACCUGAACAAUCUGCUUGACUUUGCUCAACGUUUCUUGAUUCGGAUGGAGCAGCACUAUGCUUUGCCCGAGGAAAGCCAAAACUGGGGUAUUCUCUUUUCGUCGCAUGAGGAUGCCUUCCGACAGUAUGAACCAUUUAUUGCGAACCAAAUGCGCUGCGACGAGGUUUGUAUGCAGGAGUGGGAUAAAAUCAAGAAUGCGCCACGUCAUGUAGACCUUCAGCAAAUGGUUGCUCAGCCUAAAACCUUGAACGGAUUCUUUGUCAAGCCUUUCCAGCGUUUGACCAGAUACCCACUUAUGCUAUCGGAGCUUCGCAAACAAUUGGAAGACGAACAACUCAAGGCUGAUAUCACAGCAGCCAUUGAUUCCAUUCAGGUCACUCUCGAUUCGGCAAACGAAGCUAUCCACAAGGAACACUUGGUUACAGCAGUGGUAGAUUUGUCCGAGCGGGUUGAUGAUUGGAAGGCUUUGAAGAUGGAUUCAUUUGGAGAAUUGCUCCGUUUCGGUACCUUCUCGGUGGUCAAAGGCGACAGUGGCAAGGACAGUGAGAGAGAGUAUCAUAUUUUCCUAUUUGAGCGCAUCCUUCUAUGCUGCAAAGAUAUAAACCCGAACAAGCAGAAGACUAAGCUUAUGAUGAACAAAGACAAGCCAGCCCUUACGGCUAAAGGCAAAGCUCGUCUCCAAUUGAAGGGUCGAAUCUAUAUGGCCAACGUCACCGAUAUUGUCUGCCUUCAAAAGCCUGGCCUUUACCGUAUCCAAAUUUUUUGGAAGGGCGACCCAGGCGUGGUGGACAACUUCAUCAUUCGUUACGCGAAUGAGGAUACUAUGCGUAAUUGGUACAAGGACAUCGAUACCCAAAGGGCCAUUCAAUCAGAGCGACGCACUAUGCGGAAUACAGGCACCUCUGACAGCGAAUUCACCUAUUUGGAGGGCAUGACAAACAUACCGAAUCCAUAUCAGGAGUACGAGGUCGAGGAUGUGUCCAAAGAUCCGUCAUACUACUCUGAGUUCCCUAUGAGCCGGAAUGCGUCAAGCACUAGCCUGAGAACUCGGUCUGCCACCGGCGGUAGUACUGGUUCGGUCCCCCACGUGAAUGGUCGGCCUCGAUAUAACGCCACUGAUUCGGCACUUUCUGUCCAUACCCAGUUCUCAGGUGCUGGCAACAUGUCUCCUGGUGAUCGGAACAUGAACUCAUACUUUUCACCUGCAGAGACACCAUCCACACGUUCUAGCUCCCAAUCAACCGGGUUCUCGUUCGGUCGUCAAAACACCAAUUCUACCUCUGCAUCCUCCGUCUGGAACGAAGAAAACCAACGCUAUACCGCGCCGGCAUUGUCUCGGGCAACCUCCAGAGAUGGCAGCACACCUACAGGUUUCUACCCCCCUCCACAGCCCAAUGGCCGGAGCAAUCAGCGCCCAUCUCUGCCGCCUCUUUCGGGACCGCAAUCGGCUGCCGCUGCCAAUGGGACUGCCCAGCGUAUGCGCUCCGCUAGUAGUCCUGAUAUCCACCACCAUAACAAUAUGCCACCCGAGUCACGUCGGUACAUGGGAGCUCACACAAUGCAGACAGUUGACAAUGUCCCUGUGCCACCAAUCCCUGCACACAUGGCCAACAUGAAGGCCCCGGUUAACCGCAGCCAGAACAACUCACCCACCAACAGUCAGCUCCCAAUGCGUUCGCAACCGCAUCAUGUUCACCCAACACAUUUCACCGAGCCGGAGUAUAAUGAAUCCUACAACUCGGGGCUGGUCUCCGAACAAGCUACUUCUCCCUUGAGUCAAGAGCCCGACGGGGAUCCGUUUAUGCCCACUCAACUGAAGGCCAAAGUCAACUUCGACGACAACUACGUCACACUGGUGAUUGCAACUAAUAUUUUGUUCCGGUCAUUGACUGACCGUGUGGAUGCCAAGCUGGCUCGGUUUACAAAUCGAUCCAUAGGCAAUAAAACCGUUCGUCUACGUUACCGUGAUGAGGAUGGAGAUUUUGUCACCAUUGACAGUGAUGAGGCCGUUCAGCUUGCCUUUAUGGAAUGGCGUGAGCAGCACCGGGACAUGCUAGCGAAGGGUUUGGUUGGUGAGAUCCAGCUGUACUGUCAAGUAGUUGACUAG